This is a messenger RNA of Penicillium expansum, 951 nucleotides long. RefSeq names its product intradiol ring-cleavage dioxygenase. Gene Ontology annotation, molecular function: ferric iron binding; oxidoreductase activity, acting on single donors with incorporation of molecular oxygen, incorporation of two atoms of oxygen. The transcript has 2 exons. The coding region runs from base 1 to 951 and encodes 316 amino acids. The record is from RefSeq and is a predicted model, not a curated record. NCBI's taxonomy places the organism in Eukaryota, Fungi, Ascomycota, Eurotiomycetes, Eurotiales, Aspergillaceae.
AUGCAUUUUUCCAAGCUUUUGGCCGUCGCCAGUCUCGCGACUGUGGCCCUCGCCCACCCCGGGCCUCACGCUCACAUUUCUAAAAAGGAAGUGGCUCGCCGAGAUGGGCUUUCCAAACGCUGUGCUAGCCACGUUGCACGUUUCAAUGAGAAACGCUGGAAGCGGAACACCUUCGGUAAACGUUCCCGCGGUAACACCACCGUGCACAUUCAAACCGAAGCACCUUAUUACGACGUCAUCCAGAAUGAUACCUGCGUGUUGACCCCUGAAGUCACCGAGGGACCGUAUGUCUGGCCGCGCUCCCAAACCCUCCGUCAGGAUAUGACCGAGGAUCAGCCCGGCGUCCCCCUGUGGCUGGAUGUUGGUGUGCUGGACAUGGCUACCUGUGAGCCUUUGGAGGGUGUUCUGGUCGACUUUUGGCACUGCAAUGGCACCGGAAGCUACUCCAGCUUCACGGGACUGUCUCCUAAUACCGCUUUCCCGACGCUCCUGGAACAACUCAACAUCACUGAUUUCGAAAUUGGCACCACGGACAUCCACACUGACAACACCACCUUCUUGCGUGGAAUGUGGCCGACUGACGCCAACGGCAUGAUGGAAAUGAAGACCAUUUUCCCAGGAUUUUACAUUGAAAGAGCCAUCCACAUCCAUGUGCAAGUUCACACCGACUGGACUAUCCGUGGAAACGGCACCAUCGCCUACGGUAACACAGUCAGCACCGGUCAGGUAUACUUUGAAGAGGAGCUUGAGGCGAAGAUCAUGGCUUUGGAGCCCUAUGCCUCACACACAGAGAUUAACCGCACCACCAAUGCUGCCGACACCGUCUUUAGCGAGGACACUGUAAAUGGUUACAACCCGGUCAUCUCUAUCGUUCCUAUUGACGGCAAGGAUGUGACCAAGGGUAUGGUGGGAUACAUCACUAUCGGGGUAGACACGACCGCAAUCGAGUAA